AUGGUGGACCCCGCGGUGCCAUACUCUCUGGUGCUGGCCGACGCGGCCGCCGCCAACCCGCUUGCCGCUGGCGGCAACGGCAGCAGCGCCUGCGAGGGCGCUGCUGACUUCGUGAUGGCCGACAACCCAGCCUAUGAACGCGGCUCUGCCCGCCGCGGCGACGAGAACAUGCCGCAGGCUGUUACGGCUGGGGUCAAGCGCUCCAUGGGCGGUCGCUCGCCCGGGGCAACUCCGGAGACGAGGAAGACGAGCAAGGCGCACCGCCGCGAGGCGGCAGCCAAGGCUGCCGCCAAGGCCGCCGCCAAGGAAGCGGACCUCGCCGCUGCCAACGAGGCGACGAUGCUGGAGCUCUCCCGCCUGCGCCCGGCGCGUGCUGCCAAGGCUGCACAGAGCGCCCCGCAGAAGCCCAUGCUGCCUACCGUGGGCUUGACCAUGGGCAUCAAACUGCGCGGCCGCGGGUUCCACAAGGCACCCGCGGGGAAGCACUGCACCAUGGCGGGGCAGGGCGUGCCUGUGAAGAACUCCGACAUCCACAACGGGGUGCUGGGCAUCAAGAACGCCAACGGCACCCCGCUAAUGUUCGAGGGGCUCUACAACCGGGGCCCCUCGGGCGAGCUGAUCCUCAAGGAGGCCGCCAACACCCAGUUCCUUGGCCGUCUGGCCAACAAGCUGGGGACGGCCCCAGAGGCGCUCGCCGAGCAGCUCUCGGUGGAGGUGCAUGGCAUCGCCGGCAACCCCUCCAUGGCCGGCACCCGCGCCGUGGUGUACAUCAAGGACCCCGCCCUGCUGUCCACCGUGCCCUUUGUCAAGGUCGAGUGCCUUCCCAGCCCCCAGGCGGGCGUGGCAGCACGCACCCCUAGCUGUAGGUGUCCCAUGCGACGCCACCACGCGCGCCGUCAGGCGACCCCCAUCGCCGGCGCUAGCACGUUGCGCCUCCCAUGCUCGUGUUCUACCACCGCCCUUAUAAAGCGCAUGAAGCUCCUGCUAAGUGGGGAUGUGGAGGAGAACCCAGGGCCACCGCCCCGGCAACAACAACGAGUAGCUUGCUUGUGUGGGCUUAAAGUCUGGUAA
Molecule: messenger RNA, 1071 nt
Organism: Chlorella variabilis
Lineage: Eukaryota; Viridiplantae; Chlorophyta; Trebouxiophyceae; Chlorellales; Chlorellaceae
Exons: 4
Coding region: 1-1071 (356 amino acids)
Source: RefSeq, a predicted model, not a curated record